Messenger RNA from Ceratitis capitata (Mediterranean fruit fly), 6368 nucleotides. RefSeq lists its product as uncharacterized. Lineage: Eukaryota; Metazoa; Arthropoda; Insecta; Diptera; Tephritidae. The record is from RefSeq and is a predicted model, not a curated record. The coding region runs from base 535 to 5964 and encodes 1809 amino acids. The transcript has 14 exons.
GGCGAAGUGGACGUGUCGACGGAUGUGGAAUUUAGUUCUCGUUCACAACGGUAUUGCAAUAUUAACCUACUAUGAAUUCAACUCCAUACAAUGGCGCUUUAGUGUAUCAUAAAUUUCAUAUAUACUAACGCAUACAUAAAUAUCAAAUAUAUCGGCAAAAGCAUUCAUUCAAUUUAUGUAAGUAUGUAUGUGUGCUUGUAUACGUGUAUACCGUAAUAACAAGAUAAUAAGGAUAAGCACAUAAAGCGGAGCAAAAAGAAGAAACAUAACAAAACACACACAUAUGCAAACACAAUAUGGUAAAGCAGUUGUUGUAGAAAGUGUAUUUAAAAAAAAGCAAAUAUUGAACUCAACUGUUGCAGUAAAUGAAUGGAUAUCGGUUGCAGAUUAACUCUGCGACACACGCCAUAAACGUGAAAUGAAAGUUAAUUUGAGAGAACGUGCUGAAUCACACUAUUGGAUUACCGUUUCUUGGUGUGCCUUGGGGGCCAUUGUCAUAGCCGGUAUUGCAGUAAUAUCAUAUUGGAUACGAAGAUGCAGGACAUUACGAGCAAUUUACCGCCAGCUCACAGCGCGGACGAGAUCAUCAUUAGCAACAGCUGCCGGCAGCAGGAGCAGCAGCAAUCGCAGCCGUUAUUGCAGCAAAGUCAUACACAGCCUUCGUCUCAGCUGUUGCUCAUUGAAGAAAAACAACAACAACAACAACUGCUACAGCAGCAGCCAAUACAAAGGCAACAGCAAUCGUGCAAAACCACGCACUCCACAUGCAACACUAACAACACCAACAACACCACCACCACAACAAACAAAACUCCCACCUCUCCCGCAAGCACACCCCAACAACAGCAACAACAACAACCACCACUACAACCAACAACUUACCCAACGAAAACAAUUAGCACACCCAUAUCCAGUGGCACGAACCCCUUUACCACUACACCGGCGCCACUACCACUUCGACAGCAAAAUCAAAAAGUUAUCACAAGAUCACAAUCAUCUAAGGUUAUACAGGAGUUGCAACAAUUGCAUAGCAACAACAACAACAACAUAUAUCAGCAGCAGCUGCAACAACAGCAUAAUCAGCAACAACAUCCUUUACAUCAAUUGAAACAACAACAAUCACUGCCGGCCACUCUACAUCCACCGCCAACAGUAAACGGCAGCCAUCAUUCGCAUCCGCCACCAUCCAAGUCCGUCUCGAUACUCGUCUACAAGACAUUGAAUACGGUCUUCAAGAGUAGUCGCAAGAUUAUUGUGCGCGUUUGUGAAGUAGCCAGCGCUAAGAAAUCAUUCACAAUGUUCAAAUUUAAUAAAGCCGCGGCGCAAAAUCGUGCGGAGAAUCGUGCGAACGCAUGCACUGGUCACGAUCAGUUCGUGCGGCCACCGGUGCCCGAGAAGAAAGUUAAGCACAUAAUGAAGAAAUUACACAAACAAAAUGGACUGAAGCGCUCUAAUUCAGCGAUCGAAUUCGACGUAUCCGCACUGACAGCUGCCAACCGACGACACAUCUACAGCAGCAAUCGAUCAGCGAGUUCGGAACAAGAUAAUUCAGAUCAAUCCGAGCACUCGGAAAAAUCACCAUUGGUUAGCGCGAGGUUAGACAAUCUAGCUAGGCUAUUUUUUAGCAAAUCGAUGCCAGCGGAAACCGGAAGUAGAGAUACCAUAGAUUCUGUGCUAACAACAAGGCCAAAUCUAAAAUAUCAAUACUCAGCAUUGGAUAGUGGCAAUGGUAUUGUGGAGCGUAGUCCACGUGAGCGUGCACAACGUGAACGCGCACUCAACACACUGCAGGAAUGGGUGCAGAAUUCGAAUGGUCGUUAUGAGAUAAUCGCACAUUUGGAUGAGAUUGGCUCGCGACAUGGCAAGAAUUGGUUUCUUGUCACCGAUGCGACGGUGCGCACAGAUCGUCUACUGACACUGUUGCCACUUCCACCGGACUGUGUCGCAUUCGAAGAUUUGCCUGCGAAUGAGAAUCCCAAACCAAUGUUAAUGGAAUUGCUCGGCUCACUGCAUCAUCCAUAUAUUUAUCCGAUAUUGGAUUUGGGUUUUCUACAGCUCGGCUCAAGCAAUUUUGCCUGUCUGGUGACGCCAUUCAAUUCACGCGGCAGCUUAAAGGAUUUAAUUUAUCGGGUAAGCUAUACGCAAUGGAACGAGCCAUGGGCACGCAAAUACACACGCAAGCCGAAUGGUCUGCCCGUCUCACAAGUGCAACGGCUGGGUCGACAAAUCUUGGAGGCGUUGCUGUUUCUGAAAGAACGCGGCUUCCCACUACACGGACAUUUGCAUAGCGGAAAUGUGAUUUUACAAAAUGGCGCCGCCAGAUUAUCCGGCCUAGAGAACGGUCUACUUGGUUUAAGUUCUCGCAUCAACGCUGUUAUGUGGUCACGUUCGACAACGGAAAUUGAAAAUGUUGAUAUCAUUUGUUUCGGUCAUUUGCUAUAUGAAAUGUGUACCGGUCAAGAGAUGACCACACCUAAACCGUCCAUGCGGGUGCUCGAAAUGGAGUUGGAGCACUUCCCACAGAUUUUAGAUGUACUUGGCUUAAUAUUCGAACCGCCCAGCGGUGUAUGCCCCUCCGUCGAAGACUUAGUCUUAUGUGAUCUCUUCAGAAGCAUCGAUUUACGUGAACUUCGUGGCCCCUGCUUUAGCACAAUCAAGCCGAGCCUCAGCAGAUCGACACUUAACUUAUUAUACGCAGUUAAGAAACGACAAUGUGCAUCGCUCGGCAAUUCACUUAGCGAAAUGAGCUCACCAAGCACACCGCCAUCAACACCGCGCGAUGGACGACGUGGCUUUAGUCGAACAAUGGACUCAUUCGACAUAUCCAGCGACUCAGAGGAAGGCCUACUUGAUGAAAUUCUUGUCGAUGGCAGUUAUCAACAGCAGCGCUUGCAGCAGCUGCAGCGCAUGCAAAACUACCAUCAACGUCAGCAUCACUCUUAUCCGCAGCACUACUACGGCCAGUUUAGCGCAUUUUCACAACAACAGCAACACAACCAUCACCAGCAUCAGUAUCAGCAGCAGCAGCAGCAGCAGUACACCGAACGUCAUCACUUUAGUCAAAAUAAACAAUUGGAGUAUGACGCAAUUGAGUCAUCACCCCUGCACUAUUGUGAAAACACCACCACCCAAUCGGAUGACAAUAUCUAUAGUACACAAGAGAGCCAAAAGUCAAUACAACAAUCGCAACAACAACAACAAUUACAACAAAAGCAAAUAGAGUCACCAACACUUAGCAUUACACCCAAGGCACCGCCACCGCCACCACCACUACCACUACCACUACCGCUACCAACAAUACGUUGCAGCUCCAGUAACAAUUUGAAUGCACCAACAUUGGGUUCAAGUGUUGGUCGGUCAACGGGAAGUAGCACAAGUAUUACUUCAACAACCGGUGAUGGUGUCGCUGCUGCCUCCACUUCAGCGUCUGCUACUGCUGCCUCGGCGCCUGCUACGUUUAUUUUGCAAGAAGAUAACAACGACACUGGCGAAAAGACAAUACAGUCAGGUCAAUUGGAGCUUGAAGGCGAUCAGAGUACAUCAAACAAUGACAGUCCGGCUAGUAGUGAUUCAUCAGCACACCAGAUUGACUCAAAUAGCCAAAGUUAUGUGAACGACGAUGUAAAGGCGUCAACAUCAGCAGCUGCUGCCGCGGCCGCAGCGAAUGGGACACAGGUCGGCGGUUCGUUUAACCAUCAGCUAACGGCUGAUAUGUGUAACUAUAAGAAUUCAAAGAGUCGCCGACUCGAGUACUCGCUGAAGUGCUUGAAGUAUGGCCGCAGUAAUCCUUCGCAAGAUUCGGCAUUUGGCUCGUUGACAGACAAUGAUCUCUCAGUUGGCUCAUCUAGCUUUCGCAUAAGUAGCUUUCAAUCUAUUUCUUCACCAAUUGAUGAGGGUGUAGAGGAUGUUAUAAUAGCAACCACAACAGGUGGCAAGGUAACAUGUUUGGAAUUGGCCACAAUACCGAAGAGCAUGGUGUCGCAAGAUUCUGCCAUUUCAUCACCAUGUCGUGAAACGUCGCCAAGUAACUUUUUAAAUAUUGACGAUGGCAUGUCCGGUUCCUAUUCGGGUGCAUCCACUUCGUCCGGCUCUACAGGCAAUAUACGUCCGCAACAAUUUCCCGUCUCGCUUUCGCCUAAAAUACUCGUCACUGCCACCACUAACUCUAGCAAUUCGUCACUUUCUUCAUCUAGCGCCACACUACCACAAGCACAACAAUUCGAUCCACCCAAAAUACUUGUUAACGAUCAAAAUUCUAUUUAUACAACAUCACCCUCGAAACGCAUCGGUACAAUUGAGGUCUUCUCACAGAAAUAUCGCGUCAGCUCCUUUGAAGAUAUGUCACCCAACAAACGUUCUUCUUCCGAUAAGCUUUUGAAGAAUGUCAAUCGUAUGGCAUUCCGUUCACUCGAGGAGGAACGACGCAUUGAUAGUGCUUUUAUGCCAAUUGGGGAUCGCACAAGUUCCGAAAAUCGCGUCAACAUGCAGCGUGAUGAGAAGUACAAGAAGCUGACACAUGCCUCAUUUCGCAUCAGUAAGACCUCAAGCCAGGUAAUUGUCUACGAAAAUACACCCAGUCAAAUUACCAGCACAUCGCCAGUUGGCAAUACGAAUGUCAUAGCAAGCGUUGAAUUGCAGCGCCCGGCUACGGCAUCGGGUUCGAUCAGUAGUCGUCAGACAAUGUGGCGCGAUAGUAAGUUUUAUCGUAAAAAUCGUAUAGCCAAAUCCAAUGAUUCGCUAUUGGAGACCUCACCCAAUCAUUCUGCGCGCUUGUCGCCAUCCUCGUUGCGUGACAAUCACUAUGACAGUAGCUCCUCUUACGGUAGCCGCAGUCAGAGUCGACAAUCGCUAAAUCGUGGUAGUUCAAUAAAUGAAAUAUCCGGUCUAAAUCAGACGUUCGGUGGUAGCAGUGGUGGCGGCAGCGGCAGCGGCGCCGGCGGUAUACACGGUUUGGCGGUAACCACUAGCUUUUGCGGCAAUAUUGGUUCAGCCGGCGCUGGUCGCCGCUACUGUAGUUCGAAGAGUGAAGAUCUCGCUGACUCAAAUGACUAUUUGCGUGUUAUGGAUGCACGUAAAUCGUAUUCGGAACGACAUCUCGUCACAUUAACAAAACUAAAACAAACAGCUAUUAACAAUACAAUGAGCGGUAGUGAGCAAUGCUGCUUCUCUGAGGACGAAAUGAGCUUCUAUGAUGACAAUAAUGUAUACGGUUAUAUGUAUUAUAAUGAACAACAACAAAAACAACAACAACAUCAACAACAUCACCAUCAUAAUCAACAUCACGCUAAACAACAGCAUCGACAGCAGCAACAGCAGCAACAACAACAAAUUCAACAACGCCGUACGCAUUAUAAUCCACAUCAGGCAACCAAGCCAACAAAGCAACAGCAACAGCAACAGCAGCAACAACAAAUACAAACACAUCAAAAACAACAGCAACAAAAACAUCAUCAGCCACAACAGCAAACCAAACGUUCCCACCCAAACCACCUUAGCUGGAGUAGCUGCUCCAUAAAUCGCAUUAGAACGACCAAUAUAAAGACCACAUCUCUGGCUACGCUAUCCUGCCAUCAAAAUUUAGCCUAUUCCACUUCCGCACACUCUCCCAACGCAGCCAAUACGACUGCUGCUUGUACCAUUGAAGCUCUGCCACGGGUCUCACGCAGCGCUAUUUUCAAGUCAGUCGAUCAUUUUGUCAAUUUGACAGAUAAAAGUAGCUGUGGCGACGUUGGUACCGGCAGCGGAGGUAGCGGCACUUGCACUGCCACCGACGAUAAUAGUUCAACCGACGAUUCGCCAACGCAUCAGACUUUGAGCGCUGCUGAAUUGUCGAAAAUUUUCGCAAUGCACGAUGCCCAAAGCAGUCACUGCAGUGAGGAGAAGACACCGCUGUUGGACAGCGUUGAAAUGUCGCCAAUUAGUCCAACUGAGACGGAGGAUUUGGGUGGCGGAGAAAAAAUGUGAUAUACGAAAUUUCAGUAAAUACAUACACGCAUGCACACGCUUAAGAAAACGAAAAACCAAUUUAAGUUAUUUAAUAUAGUAAAAAAGUAAGAAAUAGAAAAAUAUAAGAUAUUCAAAAAUAUGAAAGCGAUACACGCGUUAAAACGGAUAUAGAAAUUUUGUGAGUUAAUAAUGUCAAUACAUGCGCGUUGCCAACUAUACAAAAUAAAAUAAACGUAGAAAAUAUUUUAAAAGUUUAGCAAAAUUUAAAUUUAGUAUGGCAAUCGCUUAAAUAAACAAUGAAGAAGAUGAUUUUUUAGCAACAAAACGUAAAAGCUUUCUUUAUGUCAAUAGAUGAAGCUAGAUUUCGGAGUUGUUUAUGAUUUUUAAAUAAGUUAGUAUUUAUUAAGUCUUUAUAAGCUAAA